Molecule: messenger RNA, 881 nt
Organism: Catharus ustulatus (Swainson's thrush)
Lineage: Eukaryota; Metazoa; Chordata; Aves; Passeriformes; Turdidae
Gene: CHMP2A
Product: charged multivesicular body protein 2A
Exons: 5
Coding region: 123-833 (236 amino acids)
Biological process (GO): late endosome to vacuole transport; endosome transport via multivesicular body sorting pathway; protein transport
Cellular component (GO): ESCRT III complex; multivesicular body
Source: RefSeq, a predicted model, not a curated record
CCAGGUGUCCCCAGUGUCCCCAUGGAGCUGCUGUUCGGGCGGCGGCGCACGCCGGAGGAGCUGCUGCGGCAGAACCAGCGCGCUCUGGGCUGUGUCCCCUCAGUGUCCCCAGUGUCACAGUGAUGUCACAGUGUCCCAUUGAUGUCCCCAAUGUCCCCAGUGUCCCCAUGGAGCUGCUGUUCGGGCGGCGGCGCACGCCGGAGGAGCUGCUGCGGCAGAACCAGCGCGCUCUGGCCCGCGCCGUGCGGGAGCUGGACCGCGAGCGGCAGAAGCUCGAGGCGCAGGAGAAGAAAAUCAUCGUGGACAUCAAGAAAAUGGCCAAGCAGGGCCAGAUGGACGCGGUGCGGGUGAUGGCCAAGGACCUGGUGCGCACGCGGCGCUACGUGCGCAAGUUCAUCGCCAUGAGAGCCAACGUGCAGGGGGUGGCACUGAGAGUGCAGACCCUGAAAUCCAACAGCGCCAUGGCCAGCGCCAUGCGGGGGGUGACACGGGCCAUGGCCACCAUGAACAGACAGCUGAAGCUGCCGCAGAUCCAGCGCAUCCUGCAGGAGUUCCAGAAGCAAUCCGAGCUCAUGGACAUGAAGGAGGAGCUGAUGAACGACGCCAUCGACGACGCGCUGGGGGACGAGGACGACGAGGACGAGAGUGACGCCGUGGUGUCGCAGGUUCUGGACGAGCUGGGGCUGAACCUGACGGACGAGCUGGCCACGCUGCCCCCCCCGGGGGGGUCCCUGGCCGCGGGGCAGGGCCGGGCCGGGGCCGAGGCCGCUGCCGCUCUCGCCGACGCCGACGCCGACCUGGAGGAGCGGCUGAAGAACCUGCGGAGGGACUGAGAGCCAGAGAGGCACCCGGGGGCACCCGGGGCUAGGGGGGUUGGGGGA